AUGAUACGUGAUAUUGCACCACCACUUCAAGGUUCAAAAUCGAAAAUAUCUGCAUCCGAUCCGAAUUCAUCAAUUUUUCUCACCGAUUCACCGAAAGAUAUCAAAAACAAAAUAAACAAACAUGCAUUCAAUGGAGGAAAAGAAACAAUUGAAGAAUAUCAUGCUAAAGGUGGUGAUUGUGAAGUUGAUGUAUCUUUUCAAUAUCUUAGGUCUCUUAUGGAUGAUGCUCAAAGAUUUGAACAUAUUCGACAAAAUUAUUCAUUGAGAAAAUUAUUAACUGAUGAAUUGAAAAAGAUUUUAAUUGAACUUUUGCAAGAAUUAGUUGGUCAACAUCAAGAACAACGAAAAGAAGUGACUUUGGAUGUUGUACGACAGUUUAUGACACGAAGACAACUUCAUUUUCAUUACUAA
Molecule: messenger RNA, 411 nt
Organism: Rotaria sordida
Lineage: Eukaryota; Metazoa; Rotifera; Eurotatoria; Philodinida; Philodinidae
Source: the annotation of a GenBank genome assembly